Messenger RNA from Phaeodactylum tricornutum CCAP 1055/1, 1764 nucleotides. RefSeq lists its product with no specific name. Gene Ontology annotation, biological process: transmembrane transport. Bases 1 to 1764 code for a protein of 587 amino acids. Lineage: Eukaryota; Bacillariophyta; Bacillariophyceae; Surirellales; Neidiaceae. The record is from RefSeq and is a predicted model, not a curated record. Gene Ontology annotation, molecular function: ATP binding; ABC-type transporter activity; ATP hydrolysis activity. Gene Ontology annotation, cellular component: membrane. The transcript is spliced from 2 exons.
AUGCCAACCAGUCGUCUCCGUGGUACGCGCCGACUUUUGCAACUCGCUCGCCCCCAAGUUGUGUAUCUAUAUGCGGGCUGUCUUGUUUUAUUGAUUCGACUCCCAUUUUCCCUAUCUAUUCCACACUUCGUUUCGACGACGCUGACGGCCCUGUCACAGGGAAACUUUCAUCUGGCUCGAGCGGAGAUAGCAUGGCUAUUCUUGUUUGGUACCUUGGAUGCUGUUUUUGACUUUUGGUGUGUCUUUCUGUUUGGAUAUGCCAACCAGCGUAUUGUUCGUGGUGUCCGCGUCGACUUGCUGGGCGUGUUACUGAGACAGGAUGUGGCCUUUUUUGACGCGACAAGUUCUGGUGAACUCGCCUCGCGGCUAAAUUCGGACUGUAGCGAAAUGGCCGGAGACCUGACGUGGUUUUUCCGUUUCAGUAUCGAAUCUGUUGUGCGCAUUGUCGGGAUCACGAUUUACAUGUUAGUCCGCAGUCCUGUACUUGGUGCCUGUGCCCUGAGCAUAGUUCCGGUGGUUGGAAUAAUCAACAAAUUUUACGGCGAUUGGCUGAGUCGCAACGCAACAUUAGUACAAGAUGCCUUGGCUGAUGCCAACGCCGUUGCUCAAGAAACCUUGGCAAACGUACGGACCGUGAUAGCAUUCGCGGCCGAAAGCAAGGAAGAAGCUCGUUACGAAAGAAAAAUUCAACGUCAGUACGAACUGAACAUCAAGCAACUGUAUAUGACCGGUGUCUACUAUAUGGCCGUCUCCACGUUUCUAAUAAACACAAUCGUGCAGUCGUCUUUAUUGUGGAUCGGAGCAAACCUGAUUGCCCAGCAUCGCCUGGCACCAGAAGUCUUAUUGGCCUUUAUGCUUUAUCAAGGACAACUACAGAACGAAACGCUAAAUCUGUUUCGGUCCUUCAGUUCACUCAUUAAGAGUUCUGGCGCCGGCGAUAAAGUCUUCGCCUUGCUCGACCGUCGGCCACCGGCACCAGCUACUGGAUCACGGAGUCAGGCGAAUCAGUAUAACGUCAGGUUUGAACAAGUAUCGUUCCGCUAUCCCACGCGUCCGGAUCACUUGGUUCUUAAUCACUUGGACUUGGAAAUUGAGCAGGGCCAGACUUUGGCGUUGGUCGGUUCAUCUGGCUGCGGCAAGUCCACCAUAGUGAAUCUGCUUCAGCGUUUUUACGAUCCGAAUGCUGGAAGCAUUGUUGUCAACGGUCAAGAUUUACGCCGUCUGGACUUGGAAGCCCACCGUCGUCAUAUUGGGGUGGUCACGCAGGAUCCUGUGUUGUUUGACGAUUCCAUCUGGCAAAACAUUGUUUACGGUGCGCCUCACGCAACUCGUGAAGAUGCCGUUCGGGCGGCGAAACUCGCGCACGCCGAUGCAUUUAUCCGUAGUUUUCCUCAAGGGUACGAUACGGGUGUUGGCGAACGUGGUGUACAACUGUCGGGUGGACAAUUGCAGCGGAUCGCCAUUGCUCGCGCGAUGGUGCAGAAGCCAUCUCUUUUGCUGCUCGACGAAGCCACGUCGGCGUUGGAUGCGGCCUCGGAACAAAUUGUACAAGACGCCCUGGAUCGGUUAUUGGAAAAGGGCAACAUGACGACCGUUGUCGUGGCACAUCGACUCCGUACGGUCCGCAAUGCCGACCAGAUUGCCGUCAUUGAUCAGGGCAAGGUAGUCGAAAAGGGCACACAUGUUGAACUCCUGCAACUACGUUCAGGUUUGUAUCGCAAGAUGGUGGGACGGGCUGGCAAUACCGGGAUCUUGCCCGAAUAG